CGGGGCUUUGGGCUGGUUGGGGCUCUGGAGGGUAGGUGGGUUCAGACCGAGGGGACUACGGGUCGGCUCUAGGUUCAGUGGGCUCGAAACAAAGGACUAUCCGGUGGGGACUCGACGCGGCGCCUUCCGACCGGUAGCUGAGCGGCCGAUCGAGGCUUCUCGGCCAACCAGUGCCCUCGCCGCGCGGUCUCAGUCGGCUUCUCCUUGGUUCCCCACAGCCCGCGCCGCGGUGGGGGCCCCGGCGCAGCGGCACCUGCUGCUGAGGGACCCCGCGGCCCAACCAGGUGCUCAUGAUGGGGCUGAUCUUCGCUAAACUGUGGAGCCUCUUCUCCAACCAAGAACACAAAGUGAUUAUAGUGGGACUGGAUAAUGCAGGGAAAACCACCAUUCUUUAUCAAUUCUUGAUGAAUGAAGUGGUUCAUACCUCUCCAACCAUAGGAAGCAAUGUUGAAGAAAUAGUUGUGAAGAACACUCAUUUUCUCAUGUGGGAUAUUGGUGGUCAAGAGUCUCUGCGGUCAUCCUGGAACACAUAUUACUCAAACACAGAGUUCAUCAUUCUUGUUGUUGAUAGCAUUGACAGGGAACGACUAGCUAUUACAAAAGAAGAAUUAUACAGAAUGUUGGCUCAUGAGGAUUUACGGAAGGCUGCAGUUCUUAUCUUUGCGAAUAAACAAGAUAUGAAAGGGUGUAUGACAGCAGCUGAAAUCUCCAAAUACCUCACCCUUAGUUCAAUUAAGGAUCACCCAUGGCACAUUCAGUCCUGCUGUGCUUUAACAGGAGAAGGGUUAUGCCAAGGUCUAGAGUGGAUGACCUCCCGGAUUGGUGUGAGAUAACUUUUUUGCUCGGAAGAGACUGCUGUAUUUAUUCUGUGACAUGAACAUUUUUCCUAGUACCUUUGGCUGCUAAGGCAGCAGCAUGUUUAAUUUAUAACAACACAAACCUCUAUGAGCAACACUUGAAUCAAGUGCAGCUGAACUGGAACAUGAAAGAUUUUUUUUCUUAACUUUUUUUUUAAUGCACUAAUCUUCAGUUGGAUGAACACUAAUGCAUAACUAUGUUUUCAGCAACAGAAUUUUUCUGGCUGCUUAUUCUAAUUAUCUAAUGACUGCCUUGCAAGAAAUAUUUGUCAUAUGUUUAAUGUUUUCUGAAGUAUUGUAAUAACUUUAAUGACCAGUUUCUUCCAUUUCUUGACCAACCUUAUCCCUACCAGAUAAUUACUGGUUUGACAAAGUAGUAGUGGAAAUUGUCAGGUACUGCUUGCAAACUAAACCAGCACUAAAUAUUUGCUCCCUGUAUAAACCAUUUAUCUUUGAACAGACUCAUUAUAGAGAAAGAAAUCUGCCUAAAAGAUAUAAGGAAGAUUAAACAUCAUGAGAACUGC
This is a messenger RNA of Pteropus alecto (black flying fox), 1381 nucleotides long. RefSeq names its product ADP ribosylation factor like GTPase 5B (gene ARL5B). Gene Ontology annotation, cellular component: trans-Golgi network; cytoplasm. Gene Ontology annotation, biological process: vesicle-mediated transport; protein localization to Golgi membrane; intracellular protein transport. Lineage: Eukaryota; Metazoa; Chordata; Mammalia; Chiroptera; Pteropodidae. The transcript is spliced from 6 exons. The record is from RefSeq and is a predicted model, not a curated record. Bases 291 to 833 code for a protein of 180 amino acids. Gene Ontology annotation, molecular function: GTP binding; GTPase activity.